UGAUUUGACAGAAUUCAAUAUGGCCGACUCGGCGUCUUGUGUGAGUUAAAGAGGUUAUGUUUUUCGUUUAUCAAUAACAAACUUUAUUCAAAAAGUAGAAAAAUUAAAAGAAAAAGUGAAAAAACAUAAAAUUCAGAAUGUCGAUGCUCUACGGAGGUGAUGAAAUUGGUGCAGUUGUCUUGGACUUGGGUCAUAAUUCAUUGAGAGUUGGUUAUGCACAAGAAGACACGCCAAAGGCAGAAAUUCCAGCAGUGGUUGGAAUUGGUGAAGAUGGGAAUGGAACGGCUGCUCCGGUCGAGGCAAUGGAUAUCGAUGACAAAAAGCCCGACAAUAAUAUUUGUCAAUCGACAUCGAAAUAUUAUAUUGACACAACGACACUUCAUGUGCCUCGAAAAAAUAUGGAAGUUGUCAGUUACAUGAAGGACGGCAUGAUCGAGGAUUGGGAUCAUUUCGAAAAGGUACUAGAUUACACUUAUUCGCGUGUAAUUCAAUCGGACGCUGAAUAUCAUCCAGUAUUGUUUUCCGAAUCGCCAUGGAAUGUGAGAAGUAAACGUGAAAAAUUGACGGAAUUAAUGUUUGAAAAAUACAACGUUCCUGCAUUUUUUCUAGUGAAAAAUGCCGUUUUGGCGGCAUUCGCAAAUGGAAGAGCGACUGGAAUUGUCGUUGACAGUGGUGCAACUCACACUUCCGCGGUACCAGUACAAGAUGGAUUUGUUUUAACACAAGCGAUCGUUAAAUCUCCACUCGGUGGCGAUUAUAUCAGUAUGCAGUGUAGACAAUUCUUACAAGAGCAGGAAAUCGAUUUAUCGCCAGCUUAUAUGAUUGGCAGUAAAGAAGUUGUCAAGGACCAUGAUAAACCGCGAUGGGUGAAAAAGAAAAAUAUACCGGACGUUACAAAAUCCUGGCACAAUUAUAUGGUUAAGAAACUUAUUCAGGACUUCCAGGCGACUUGCCUUCAAGUUUCCGAGACUCCGUACGAUGAAAAAAUCGUUUGCACCGUCCCUGCCGUGCAAUACGAAUUUCCAACCGGUUAUCGACAGGACUUCAGUAGUGAAAGAUUUCGAAUACCAGAGGCGCUCUUCGACCCAAGUAUGGUGCAAAUGAGAGGCGGUAUGGUGGGCAAUACAAUGCUGGGAGUUGGUCAUAUUGUGACGACCAGUGUGGGAAUGUGUGACGUUGAUGUGCGACCAGCACUCUAUGGCAGUGUCGUUGUGACAGGUGGAAAUUCAUUUAUACAAGGCUUCCCCGAACGUUUAAAUCGCGACCUCUCCGUUAGAAUACCGUCCAGUAUGCGAUUGAAAUUAAUAAGCGCAAAUGGUUGCGCUGAACGACGUUUUGGCGCAUGGAUUGGCGGUUCAAUUUUAGCUUCAAUUGGCACAUUCCAACAAAUGUGGCUCUCAAGUCAAGAAUACGAGGAAAGCGGUAAAAGUCAAAUCGAACGAAAAUGUCCAUAAUUUUUUUUUCUAAAAAUAUAAUAAUGUAAUUUUCCAUUUUUACAACAUUUUUUUUUUCAUUUUUUUUAACGACACUAUUUAUAGGAAAUUAUAAAAAAAAAUAACGUACCUAAAUAAUAAAU
Messenger RNA from Leptopilina heterotoma, 1576 nucleotides. It is a transcript of the gene Bap55, whose product is annotated as actin-like protein 6B. The record is from RefSeq and is a predicted model, not a curated record. NCBI's taxonomy places the organism in Eukaryota, Metazoa, Arthropoda, Insecta, Hymenoptera, Figitidae. Bases 138 to 1454 code for a protein of 438 amino acids. The transcript has 5 exons. Gene Ontology annotation, cellular component: NuA4 histone acetyltransferase complex; SWI/SNF complex. Gene Ontology annotation, molecular function: chromatin binding. Gene Ontology annotation, biological process: nervous system development; regulation of transcription by RNA polymerase II.